AUGUUAAAACUUCGUACUCUGCGGUGUGUAAUACGCCCGAUAUCUGGACAAGCUGGAUCGAGAGUGAAGGUCCAAAAAAGGAAAACAAGAGACAGAAGCUGGCCGUUACAUGCUGAACCUGCUGCACCUGACAAACGAUUUUGUAAUCACUGAGAGCUCGGAGAGCUGGGGCCGCCAAGGGUUGGAGCUUGACGCGUGGAUGCCCUCGUGAAGUCACGUCUCCCGGGCAGGACACUCGUUCACCGCCGCAACAUGCCCCUGCUCUUCCAGUAUUAAAACCUCUGGAACAGGAAUUUAGCGCACGCGAGCGAGGGAUCAAAGCAUCCUGCAACAAGCGCCAUUUCACUUUCGUGAUCUGCACUCCUCGCCUCUUCACCUCCCUCUCUCCCACUAGACUGAGAUCGAGGUCGAGACUGAAACCGAAACCAUGAAGGUUCUCUGUGUCGCAGAGAAACCGUCCAUCUCCAAGGCCGUGGCUGGCCACUUGGCUGGACGAAACCCCGAAGUUCACAACACGCGCUCUCAGUAUAUCAAGAACUACGGCUUCGACUUCGACUUUGGCGCGCCAUGGGGCCCCUGCAGCGUCACCAUGACCGCCGUCGUCGGCCAUCUCACGGGGCUCGACUUCACCCCGGAGAACAAGAACUGGUCGCACCCACCUCCCGAGAGUCUGUUCACCGCGCCAGUCGUGACCUUCGUGCCCCAGGACAAGAAGACUGUGGCCGAGAACAUUGAGCGCCAGGCCCGAUACUGCCAGCUCCUUAUCAUCUGGACGGAUUGCGAUCGAGAGGGAGAACACAUCGGGAAAGAAAUCGUCAAUGCCGCCAGGAAGGGCAACAGUAGGAUCGCCGUCAAGCGCGCCACCUUCAGCAACAUCGAGCGAGCACACAUACUCACCGCUGCGCGACGCCUGACAGACCUGGACCAGAAGCAGGUCGAUGCCGUGGAUGCGAGGAUAGAGUUGGAUCUCCGAAUCGGCUACGCUUUCACCCGCUUCCUGACCAACAGCCUUCGGCCCCUUGGAGGGCCUCUGCAGGAACGGACAAUCAGCUAUGGCUCGUGCCAGUUCCCAACCCUGGGCUUCGUUGUCGACCGGUACUUUCGCGUCCAAAACUUCGUGCCGGAGCAGUUCUGGAGCAUCAAGGUCAUGCACUCUCGCGAAGGCAAAAAAGUCAACUUCAACUGGUCGCGGAACCGACUGUUCGACCGCAUGUCGGUCAUCAUCCUCUACGAGCGAUGCAUCAGGGCCAACAAGGCCACCGUGACAAAAGUCCAAGAGAAGCCGACGAGGAAAUGGAAACCCCUGCCCCUGACCACCGUCGAGCUCCAGAAAGCGGCCACUCGCCUCUUGCGCAUGAGCGGUCAGCAGGCAAUGACGGUCGCGGAAGGCCUCUACAACAAGGGGUUCAUCAGCUAUCCCAGAACCGAGACGGACCGCUUCGACAAGGGCAUCGAUCUGAAGGCGCUGGUCAGGAAACAAACGCCCGACAACCGAUGGGGAGAGUACGCGCAAGGGCUCCUGGACGGCAACUUUCAACAACCGCGCGAGGGUAAACACGACGACAAGGCCCACCCGCCCAUCCACCCCGUCACGUACGCGGCACCGACGGUGCUCAACGCGGACGAGAGGCAGCUCUACGAGUACGUCGUGCGUCGGUUCCUGGCGUGCUGCUCGGAGGACGCCAAGGGCCUCGCGACGGACGUGGAGAUACUCUACGGAGAGGAAACCUUCCACGCUCGCGGACUGGUCGUCCUGGAGCGUAACUACCUCGACGUGUUUGUCUACGAGAAAUGGAACGACUCGGCGCAGCUCCCGCAGUUCGCGCCGGGCGAGACCUUCCAGCCGACGGAAGCGAUGAUGACGGACGGCAAAACAAGCCCGCCGGGAUACCUCACGGAAGCCGAUCUCAUCGCCCUCAUGGACGCCAACGGCAUCGGCACGGACGCGACGAUGGCAGAGCACAUCCAAAAGAUUCAAGACAGGGAAUACGUCCAGCUGGCGGACGGGGGCCAGGACGACGAUGACGACGACGACGGCCAGGAUAGGCCGCCGUCACCGCCGGCGAGAGGUGGGCGAGGUGGCCGCGGCAGUCGCGGCGGACGGGGAGGGGCUAGAGGGGGCCGCGGCGCGUCGUCGGCGUCCGGGCGGCGAGGACUUAAGGUCUUCAUCCCGACGCAGCUCGGCGUGGCUCUCAUCACGGGAUUCGAUCGCAUGGAGUUCGAGACGAGUCUGGGCAAGCCCUUCCUGCGCAAAGAGAUGGAGAACAAGAUGAAGGCGAUAUGCGACGGGCGCAUGACCAAGGACGCCGUCCUGCGGGAGAGUCUCGGCCAGUACCGGCAGGUAUUCCGGGACUCGCAGGAGCGGCUCAACGUCCUCAAGGCGGCGUGUCGCGAAUUCAUGUCGAUUCGCGCGUGAGCCUCGAUGGCGACGCGAGAUAAGGGCUCACAGCCCUGGGUGGUUUGCAAGACGUCCAGGUGUCGAGAUGAAGUUGGGAUGAUCCCGUAUCGACGACGACAUCGUUGUCGCGCGGCAGCAGGCCCCCCCAUAGUGCCCAUGGUGGUCCAUACGCGACCAGGACCACGGGGCGGGACUUUCUUAUCGAUCGUGUCCACUGGAAUCCAAACGUGGGUGUGACGACGGGCGCGUUGGAAGUGCCCGCUCACACCCCCCUCAAGUACUCGCAGUAGUUCCGAGGACCGGCGCCGUUGAUCGGCUCCAGCUGCGCGACAUGGUUUCCUUGGGGGGGUUCGAAAAUCCAAGGCGGAAGGAAGUUUUUCGGUGCCAUCAACACGACGUCGGUCUUUU
Molecule: messenger RNA, 2806 nt
Organism: Colletotrichum destructivum
Lineage: Eukaryota; Fungi; Ascomycota; Sordariomycetes; Glomerellales; Glomerellaceae
Product: Putative DNA topoisomerase, type IA, TOPRIM domain, DNA topoisomerase, type IA, central
Exons: 6
Coding region: 428-2416 (662 amino acids)
Biological process (GO): DNA topological change
Cellular component (GO): nucleus
Molecular function (GO): DNA binding; DNA topoisomerase type I (single strand cut, ATP-independent) activity
Source: RefSeq, a predicted model, not a curated record